This is a messenger RNA of Glycine soja, 578 nucleotides long. RefSeq names its product importin-5-like. Gene Ontology annotation, molecular function: nuclear import signal receptor activity. The transcript is spliced from 7 exons. The record is from RefSeq and is a predicted model, not a curated record. Gene Ontology annotation, biological process: protein import into nucleus. Gene Ontology annotation, cellular component: nucleus; cytoplasm. Lineage: Eukaryota; Viridiplantae; Streptophyta; Magnoliopsida; Fabales; Fabaceae. The coding region runs from base 1 to 513 and encodes 170 amino acids.
AUGACACUGCUUCCUCCUGAAAUGUUAUUAUAUUAUGAUUCUUUUCUUCCAUUCUUACUCGAAGCUUGCAACGAUGAAUAUCCCGAUGUUCGACAUGUUCAUUGCCCCAUCUUGGCUGUUAUUUAUGGUGUUGGUGUUUGUGCUGAGUUUGGUGGAUCUGUUUUCAACCCCCUUGUUGGAGAGGCACUUUCAAGGUUAGAUGUUGUGAUAAGGCAUCCAAAUGCACUACAUGCUGAUAACAUAAUAGCAUAUGACAAUGUCGUCUCAGCUCUUGGAAAAAUAUGCCAAUUCCAUCGUGAUAGCAUAAAUGCAGCACAGGUUGUUCCUGCCUGGCUAAGUUGCUUGCCUAUAAAAGGUGAUUUAAUUGAAGCUAAGGUUGUGCAUGACCAACUUUGUUCAAUGGUUGAAAGAUCUGAUAGAGAACUUAUAGGUCCCAACAAUCAAUAUCUUUCCAAAAUUGUUGCAGUUUUUGCCGAGAUUUUAUGUGCGGGAAAUGAUUUGGCAACCGAAUAGACUGUUAGUAGGAUGAUUAAUUUAUUGAGGCAGUUUGCAUGAAAAGACAAGAGGUUUGGAUGACA